Adineta steineri is the source of this 1650-nucleotide messenger RNA. The record is from the annotation of a GenBank genome assembly. Lineage: Eukaryota; Metazoa; Rotifera; Eurotatoria; Adinetida; Adinetidae.
AUGUAUACGCAGAUCCUGAAAGAGAUCCUAUUAACCAUCGACUUCGAAGACAAACAUGUCAAAGAAUUUAUUACAUAUUGUCGUGAAGUAUUUGUCGAAAAUGAGUAUGAAUUACAAAAUAUUGAAAAAUUGGAACGUGACUAUCAUGAUCAUAUACCUAUUUGGUGGUAUACUUAUCAAUAUUUUUUAUAUUCCAUGCUCAAUCAAGCAUUAAGAUUAAUGGAUGUUGAUAUUAUUGUUCGAAUGGGUUUCUUUAUUAAGCACCUUCAUCGUGAUAUUCAACGACUCCAUUCUGAACAAUUUGGUGGUGAACAAUCUGAUAAAACAUUUACAGUUUAUCGUGGACAAUAUCUUUCAAAAGAAGAUUUUACCGAAAUGACCAAUACUAAAGGAGGACUUCUUUCAUUUAAUAACUUUUUAUCAACCAGUAAAGAUCGUGACGUUUCUCUCUUAUUUGCGCCACAAACUGUUACAAAUUCUGACCUAGUUGGAGUUCUACUUGUUAUGUCCAUUAAUCCUACACAUUCAACAACUCCAUUUGCUUGUGUUACAGAUGUUAGUCAUUUUCAUAUGGAAGAUGAAGUUCUCUUCUCUAUGCAUACCAUUUUUCGUAUUGGAGAUAUUCAGUCAAUGGAUGGGAAUAAUCAUCUCUAUCAGGUGGAUUUAACACUGACUAAUGACAGUGAUCAAGACCUCCGAACUCUUACUGAUCAGAUCCGGCAGGAGACCUUUCCGGAUGAAGAAGGAUGGUACAGAUUGGGAUUAUUACUGAUUAACAUAGGUCAAUUUAUCAAAGCUCGGGAAAUUUGUGAAUUUUUACUUCAUCAAGCAACAAAUGAGAAUGAUAAAGCAAAACUUUAUCAUCAACUAGGCCGAAUCAAACGUAAUCAAGGAGAAUAUCAAGAAGCACUUUCCUAUUAUGAAAAAGCUCGUGCAAUUCGACAGCAAUCACUUAAUUCCAAUCAUCCUGAUUUGGCUAUGUCCUAUAACAGCAUCAGUUUGGUGUAUAAUAGCAUUGGCGAUUAUCCAAAAGCACUUAUAUCUCUCGAAAAAGCUCUUGCAAUUCAACAACAAUCACUUCCUUCGAAUCAUCCUCAUUUAGGUAUGUCCUAUAAUAACAUCGGUAAUCUGUAUUACAACAUGGGUGAUUAUCCGAUAGCACUUCAAUCUCUCGAAAAAGCUCUUGCAAUUCAACAACAAUCACUUCCUUUUAACCAUCCUGAUUUGGGUGUUUCCUAUAACAACAUCGGUUUAGUAUAUAAAAACAUGGGUGAUUAUCCAAGAGCACUUUCAUAUUAUGAGAAAGAUCUUGCAAUUGGACAACAAUCACUUGCUUCCAAUCAUCCUGAUUUAGCUGUGUCCUAUAAUGACAUCGGUUUGGUAUAUUACAGCAUGCGUGAUUAUCCAAAAGCACUUUUAUCUCAUGAAAAAGCCCUUGCAAUUCGACAACAAUCACUUACUUCCAACCACCCUGAUUUGGGUGAUUCCUAUAACAACAUCGGUUUGGUGUACGAGAAAAUAGACGACUAUUUAAAAGCUCAAUCAUUUUACGAAAGUGCUGUACAAACUGGACAACAAUCAUUACUAACAAAUCAUCCUAAUCUUCAACAAUGGAGAAAAAACUUCGAAAACAUAAAAAAGAAAUUAUAA